AUGCACUCACCUCCUAGAGAACAGCCUGCCAUCAUGCUCUGGAAACUGGUUGAAAAUGUCAAGUAUGAAGAUAUCUAUGAGAUGUUAGUCCACACCUAUUCCGCCAUGGACCGGCAUGAUGGAGUGCCCAGCCACAGUUCCAGGCUGUCCCAGCUGGGAUCCGUCUCGCAGGGACCCUACUCCAGCGCUCCUCCGCUCUCUCACACCCCAUCCUCGGAUUUCCAGCCGCCUUAUUUCCCACCCCCCUACCAGCCUCUUCCUUACCACCAAAGCCAGGACCCUUACUCCCAUGUCAAUGACCCCUACUCCCUGAACCCCUUGCAUCAGCCCCAGCAGCACCCCUGGGGACAGAGGCAGAGGCAAGAGGUGGGAUCAGAGACCGGGUCACUGCUGCCACAGCCUCGGGCCGCCCUGCCCCAGCUCUCGGGACUGGACCCCAGGCGGGACUACCACUCAGUUCGGAGGCCAGAUGUCCUCCUGCACUCAGCUCACCAUGGCCUUGACUCCGGCAUGGGGGACAGCCUUUCUCUGCACGGCAUCGGACACCCAGGCAUGGAGGAGGUGCAGUCAGUUGAAGAUGCCAAUAACAGCGGUAUGAACUUAUUGGACCAGUCUGUCAUUAAAAAAGUUCCGGUUCCUCCAAAAUCUGUUACUUCUUUGAUGAUGAAUAAAGAUGGCUUCCUGGGUGGCAUCUCAGUCAACACCGGAGAGGUGUUUUGCUCUGUACCUGGCCGCUUGUCUUUGCUUAGCUCAACUUCAAAGUACAAAGUAACGGUGGGAGAAGUUCAAAGGCGCCUUUCCCCUCCAGAGUGUCUGAACGCAUCCCUCCUAGGAGGAGUACUUAGAAGAGCCAAAUCGAAAAACGGGGGGAGAUCUUUGCGAGAAAGGCUAGAAAAAAUCGGUUUGAAUUUACCAGCCGGCAGGCGUAAGGCCGCAAAUGUCACUUUACUCACCUCCCUGGUGGAAGGUGAGGCCGUUCAUUUAGCUCGGGAUUUUGGGUACAUCUGUGAAACGGAGUUCCCAGCCAAAGCUGUUUCUGAGUACCUGAACAGACAGCACACAGACCCCAGCGACCUCCACUCCAGGAAAAACAUGCUGCUUGCUACAAAGCAACUUUGUAAAGAAUUCACAGAUCUCUUGGCGCAGGACAGAACGCCCAUUGGGAACAGCCGGCCCACCCCCAUUUUGGAACCGGGCAUUCAGAGCUGCUUGACUCACUUCAGCCUCAUCACCCACGGCUUUGGGGCCCCCGCGAUCUGCGCCGCCCUCACGGCCCUCCAAAACUACCUGACUGAAGCUCUCAAAGGCAUGGACAAGAUGUUCUUGAACAACAACACUGCUAACAGGCACACAUCUGGCGAAGGACCAGGUAGUAAAACUGGAGACAAGGAAGAGAAACACAGAAAAUGA
Molecule: messenger RNA, 1410 nt
Organism: Melospiza georgiana
Lineage: Eukaryota; Metazoa; Chordata; Aves; Passeriformes; Passerellidae
Gene: TFAP2B
Product: transcription factor AP-2 beta
Exons: 8
Coding region: 1-1410 (469 amino acids)
Biological process (GO): anatomical structure development; regulation of transcription by RNA polymerase II; regulation of cell population proliferation
Cellular component (GO): nucleus
Molecular function (GO): DNA-binding transcription factor activity, RNA polymerase II-specific; RNA polymerase II transcription regulatory region sequence-specific DNA binding
Source: RefSeq, a predicted model, not a curated record